GCGACAAAUUAUAACCCCCUUUUCAUCCCCCAUCUCCUCUUUAGGCCAAAUAGCAGCCUUUAUUUAGCGAGCAGCAUCACAGGACUAAACCAGGUCAUUCAAUUAUCUUUUUUUUUGGAAAAUGUCUGUUACCAACGAACAACUCUUUUUGACUCCCUUGGCCGAGCAAGACCCUAAGGUCGCCGAGAUCAUGAAGAAUGAGGAGCAACGUCAACGUAGCUCCAUCAACCUCAUUGCUUCUGAGAACUUUACCUCUCGUGCUGUCAUGGAUGCUCUUGGAAGUGUCAUGAGCAACAAGUACUCUGAGGGUUACCCCGGUGCCCGUUACUACGGUGGUAACCAAUUCAUCGAUCAAAUCGAGACCUUGUGUCAAGAGCGUGCCCUCAAGGCUUUCAACGUUACUGCUGACAAGUGGGGCGUUAACGUUCAGUGCUUGUCCGGUUCCCCCGCCAACUUGGAGGUUUACCAGGCUAUCAUGCCUCCUCACAGCCGUCUUAUGGGUCUUGACCUUCCUUCGGGUGGUCACUUGUCCCACGGUUACCAAACCGAUGCCCGUAAGAUCAGUGCCGUCUCUACCUAUUUCGAGUCCAUGCCCUACCGUGUCGACCCCGAGACCGGUAUCAUUGACUACGACACCUUGGCCAAGAACGCUCAGCUCUUCCGCCCUAAGGUUCUCGUUGCUGGUACCUCUGCUUACUGCCGUUUGAUCGACUACAAGCGCAUGCGCGAGAUCGCCGACAGUGUCAACGCCUACCUCAUGGUUGACAUGGCUCACAUUUCCGGUCUCGUCUCCGCUGGUGUUAUUCCCUCUCCCUUCGAGUACGCUGACAUUGUCACCACCACCACUCACAAGUCUCUUCGUGGUCCCCGUGGUGCUAUGAUCUUCUUCCGCCGCGGUCUCCGCAAGCAUGACAAGAAGGGUAACCCCGUCUACUACGACUUGGAGGACAAGAUUAACUUCUCUGUCUUCCCUGGUCACCAAGGUGGUCCCCACAACCACACCAUCACUGCUCUCGCUGUUGCCUUGAAGCAAUGCGACACUCCUGCCUACAAGGCAUACCAAGCUCAAGUCGUGAAGAACGCCAAGGCCUGCGAGAACGAGUUCAAGAAGCUCGGCUACAAGUUGGCCGCUGACGGUACCGACAGCCACAUGGUUCUUGUCAACGUCAAGAGCAAGCACGGUAUUGAUGGUGCUCGUGCUGAGCGUGUUCUUGAGCUCAUCAACGUUGUCACCAACAAGAACACUCUCCCCUCCGACAAGUCUGCUUUGUCUCCCUCUGGUAUCCGUGUCGGUACCCCUGCCAUGACUACUCGUGGCUUCAAGGAGCAAGACUUCCUCCGUGUUGUUGACUUCAUCGACCGUGCUCUCACCAUUGCCGCCGACCUCCAAAAGAGCCUUCCCAAGGAGGCCAACAAGUUGAAGGACUUCAAGGCCGCUCUUGGUGAGGGUGAGAACAUCCCCGAGCUUGCCGCCUUGAAGAAGGAGGUUAUCGAGUGGACUUCUGCUCUUCCUCUUGCUGCUUAAAUGUAGUGAGCGUGGGCGCCACUGUACUCUUCAACAGACACCAAAAAAAUAGGCGUUGGUAUCUCAACUGCCUCGUCUCUCACAUCCUAUCCGUUUUAUAUAUAGUAACGAUAAUCUAUUUACGCUGUAUAA
Molecule: messenger RNA, 1657 nt
Organism: Schizosaccharomyces japonicus yFS275
Lineage: Eukaryota; Fungi; Ascomycota; Schizosaccharomycetes; Schizosaccharomycetales; Schizosaccharomycetaceae
Product: glycine hydroxymethyltransferase
Exons: 1
Coding region: 122-1525 (467 amino acids)
Biological process (GO): tetrahydrofolate interconversion; glycine biosynthetic process; one-carbon metabolic process
Cellular component (GO): cytoplasm
Molecular function (GO): glycine hydroxymethyltransferase activity; pyridoxal phosphate binding
Source: RefSeq, a predicted model, not a curated record